AUGUCCUGUGGACGUCAUCCCGGCCCAGGGACAUCUCAGGUACAAUGGCAUCCCUGGGCUGCACCAAUUUCUGUGAAGUGUGAUGUCCUGGGGACGGCAUCCCGUCCCAGGGACAUCUCAGCUGCAAUGGCAUCCCUGGGAUGCACUGAUUUUUGUGAAGUGCCCUGCGUGUGUAGCUGUCAGACCAGGUCGAAAUUCACGUAUGACGAUGAGCUCGCAACACAGAAGCGGAAUCAAGAGCGGCGCUCUGUGAGGUUAAUUGACGAGAUAGAAAACGCAAAAGAUUCAACCGGUUUGCAAGGAAACUCGCUCAAGCGCCCUCAGCGUGCGGACUCCAGGGGAUUGGCUGUCAAGUCGCCACUUCACGAGAACGAAAACUAUUCGGAUCCGUUUGACGAUAUGGCUGUCCUGGACACCGAAAUGCGAGACGAUGACGGCGAGCGCACUAUGACGUUCCGCUCCGUCUUGAUCGGUGUGCUAACUUCCAUCCUUGGAGCCGCGAUAGCGGAGGUCUUCAUGUUCAAGCCCGUGCACAUUCAUGUGGACAUACUAUUUCUUCAGAUAAUAUGCUUGCUUAUGGGCCACUUUUUUGCAACGAUCCCGGGACCGCUGUGGUGGAAUCCAGGGCCAUUGGAUACGAAAGAGACUGUCUUUAGUGUAAUCAUGGCAGCUUCCGCGUCUGCCGGUGUCCUUGGGGUGGAGGUUAUCGCUGCUCAAGAUGUCAUGUUCGAGAAGCGCAUGUCUAUGAUCGUCUCGAUUAUGACCCUGCUGAGUAGUCAGCUGAUAGGAUAUGGAAUCGCAGGGCUGUUGCGCCCAAUCCUGGUUUAUCCAGCCGAAAUAAUUUACCCUGGUGUGCUACCGGUCGUUGCACUGUUUCAAUCCAUGUCCAGUCAAUCACAAACAACUGUCAAGCAGAUGACAUUCUUUAAGAAAGCGAUAUCGGCCAUCUCUCUUUAUGAAAUCAUCCCAACUUACCUUGCACCAGCCCUUUCAGCGGUUAGCAUCUGGUGCCUGACUUUGCCGAAAGUCCCGGCAAUAACAAACUUAUUCGGUGGCUCCUUGCCGGCCGAAGGCAUGGGUCUCAUGGCUUUCAGUGGGGAUUGGACUCUAGUAGGCAGCCAUUCACCGCUUUUUGUGCCUCUUUUGGCUCAGAUGACGGAUUGGUUGGCGUAUUUUGGAUGCAUUGUCAUUUAUUCGGGUGCUUAUACAGCUAAUUGGUUCAGUGGAGGCCAUCUUCCCUUCAUUUCGUACAACAUUUUCGAUAAGAAUGGCCACAGAUACAACUUGACCGCCGCCGUGAUGAAAAACGGAACCGGGAAUGCCAGCGUCAUAGAGCAACUGGGCCCGCCAUCCUUCUCCACUAGCUUUGUGCUAUCUAAGUCCUUCUUAUGCAUGGCCGCAUCUGCUUCGGUAACUAUCGGUAUGUAUACCAGCCUCGUUUCCUAUCUGAAGGACAGGAAACAGAUAAAGAUGUAUGGCAAGAUUUCCAAACCUUGCCCACAUCGAGAAAUAACGAAAAAGAUGCGAGACUUCCCGGCGUAUGCCUAUGCUGUAAUUCUCGUAGGGGCGACCGCACUGGCCUUCUUAUCAAGUCAUUUAGCAGAUUCUGGACUUUCUCCAGAGGCUUUGGCUACAUCGCUCUUGAUUUCCUUCGUGCUGUGUCUCGCUUCAGGUUAUUUCUACGGAACUCUUGGUAUACAUCUAUUCGUUGCCCGUGAGUUCGUCGAGUUUUCGCCUGCUGUUCGAGCUAUCGAAGCAAAGCUGAACGCAACAUUUUGGCUUGAUUAUUUUGACAAACCCAGCUGUCACUCAAAUGCUAGGUGGCCUAAUAUUUCCUGGCAAUGCAAUCGGUACAAUGUGGUUCACCAUGUAUGGCUCAACCAGCGUAAAACAAUGUGUGCUCAUGCUCAAAGACUUGAAGUUGGGAACCUACAUGCAUCUUGCUCCGUGGUAGCUCAGUUAAUUGGAACGAUAACAGGCGGAUUGGUCCAUGUUUUGGUGAUGUUCUCAAUAAUCAAUGCACAGCGCGAAGUCUUGUUAAUGCCUAAUGGAAACGGGAUAUUCACUGGCAUGUACUUGAGUGUAAUAGCAUCUCAAUCAACUGGAUGGGGAUUGUUCAGUCAAGCCAUUUACUACCCCGGAAAGAUCUAUGUAAUGCCACACUUUUCGUUUUCUCAAGUCAUCUUUUGUCAUGAAGAAAAAUUGACGCAAUCUCCGGCCUAA
Molecule: messenger RNA, 2223 nt
Organism: Puccinia graminis f. sp. tritici CRL 75-36-700-3
Lineage: Eukaryota; Fungi; Basidiomycota; Pucciniomycetes; Pucciniales; Pucciniaceae
Exons: 19
Coding region: 1-2223 (740 amino acids)
Biological process (GO): transmembrane transport
Molecular function (GO): oligopeptide transmembrane transporter activity
Source: RefSeq, a predicted model, not a curated record